UUUAAUUAACUAUACCCUUAAACAUUAAUGUUUUAAAAUGCGCACACAGAAAAAACUGGGAGGAAAAACUUCUGUUUUCAAACAUGACUAAUGAAGAAAAAACUCCUUUUGCACUUCAAAACACUCGAACAUAAAUUAAAAACAGUGUAAGCUCAGUUCUUAGGUUUCCUGUGUGACUCUUGCUGGAAAGCAGCCCGGUGACUGCGCUGACACUGUGCGGUUGGAGUAUCCAGGGGCCACCGGGGGCCCUCCUGACUCAAACAGGCAGUCUGUGCCUUUUAGGUGACGGGGGACUGGGUGUAACAUGAGCCGGGGUGAAAACUGUGCGCUGGAUCCGGCUGCCAGUGCAGAUGCGGUUCGCCAAAGAGAGAGAGAGGAGGUGCAUGAUGGAUCCCGUCCCACUGCUGCUCAUCAUGGCCACAGCUCUGCCAUGCUGCUCGGCCGUCUACACCGGGCCCCUCCAGCCGGAGAUCUCCAACGGCACUUUUCAUCACUUCUUCGUCCCGGAUGGGGACUACGACGCGACUGAGGACCCGGAGGUGUGCCAGAUGCUGUUCAAAUUCUCAGAUGUGUACCCCUGCGGGGCCAAUGAAGAGAGGGACUCCGUGGUGCGGGACGACUUCAUCAUCACCAAGCUGCAGGCGGAGGACGCGGCGCGGCUGUUGGAGGGCAUCGGCCGGACCGUGGCGCACGACCUGGACGGAGAGGACAGCUACGGCAAGUUCCUCCAGCGGGAGAUCAGCCAGAUCGGAGAGGCCUUUUCUAACGUGGACAAGUCUCUGGUGGAGCUGGAGGUGAAGUUUAAGCAGAGCCAAGAAACUGAGCUGAGAGAGGAGCAGCAGCUGAACGGCCACGUGAUGAAGCAAGUGAGUGACAUCAGAGACACGCUGAGGGGAACCACGGACAUCUCUGUGGGACUGAAGGACAAACAGGAGCUGCUGUCCCUCAUCAUCCGCAGUCAUGGGUCCAGGCUGAGCCGCCUGAAGACUGAGUAUCUUAAUGUUGGCUCUUAGUGGGGUUCAUUGUACCUUAAUGUGUGUGUGAGAGAGUGUGUUUCUGUCUGUAUGUGUGUGUGUGAGAGAGAGAGAGACAGGGGACCCUCCAGUUCAACAACAGCUGGAAAGUUCAAUGUGUAUCUUGAAUAUGUGUGACCUUUGGUUAUCCCCAUUCCUCUGACGUGUGUCGUUAAAGGGAGCUGGAACAAAAACAUCGACACAUUCCUCUGAGUCAGGAGGGGAAAGAGAAAUGUGGACAUAAAUGUAGUCUGCAUGGAGCCCUCUGUGCCACCCCAGAGGAAGAGUUUUAUUCUGAAGAGACUGUGAAAAUAAAAGCCCUCCAAGCGGAAUUUAAUGGCCAUGCAACAUCUGUAUUUCUGUCUGUGUGGUAUAAUUUAUGUUGUUGUUGUUUUUUAGGUUAUUAUUGAUCAAAUAAAUGUAAUAU
Messenger RNA from Acanthopagrus latus (yellowfin seabream), 1440 nucleotides. It is a transcript of the gene fibina, whose product is annotated as fin bud initiation factor a. Bases 351 to 1013 code for a protein of 220 amino acids. The record is from RefSeq and is a predicted model, not a curated record. Lineage: Eukaryota; Metazoa; Chordata; Actinopteri; Spariformes; Sparidae. The transcript has a single exon.